AUGAGCAGCCACCUGUUCGCUUAUUAUUACCAGGACAAGUUUACGCUUUUUCGUGAUUUAGUACUGGCAGAAGAACUCCAUCGUAAAGGGAAAAAUACCACGAAGAAGACGAUUCUUACAAAGAGUGAGAUUAAUGCGAAAGAUCGUUUUGGACGAACAAUUCUUCACAUUGCCGUCUCUGAAUGCAAAAAUAACUAUGUUCAAGCUUUAUUAAAAAACGAGAAUGUCGAUCUUCUGGCACAAGACGAGGAAUCAGGGUAUACAGCGUUACAUAGAGCUUUCCUUGUCGGUAAUAUACCUGCUGCUAUCUUAAUUUUAGAACGUGGAAAAGAAGCUUGUCUUCGUAUUAAGGAUAAAGAAGGGUUGUCUCCUUUCGAUUUAUUAGAUUACACCUUGCCAGUCAUUCGGCCUUCACAGGGGGAAUUGGCAAAUGAAGUUUACAGUUUUGGUUCGAAUUCCAAUUGUCUUUUAGGAUUCCCGGACUCUGAUGAUCGCUCACAUCCAGAAAAAAUCCAUCUUUGUAAGGAUUUCAAAGUGUAUACUGAUUCGGCAGAACGGUUUGCGAAUGUUCAUGUUCUUGAUGUUCAGCUUUCUCGCUUUCACACAGUUAUUCUGACCGAUGAGGAGAAGAACAAUGUCUACAUCUGUGGAAUUGGCACUGGUGGGCGAUUAGGUUUUGCUACGGAUGUACAGUUCACGCCAAUGCAAGUAUUUGUUCAUGAUCGAAAGAUUGUAAAGGUUUGUGUCACAAACUAUCAUACCAUUGUUUUGACGGAUUCGGGUGCCCUGUAUUCAUGGGGAAAUUCAAUAAAUGGUGUCUUGGGCUAUAGUAUGUCUUCGUCUCAACGUGAUGAGGCCGUUCAACUAAGUCCUCGGCGUAUUAUUGCCUUGAAGGAGAUGAAUGUCAUUGGUAUAUGUGCUUGUGAUACACAUUGUAUAGCCUAUACCAAUACGGAUGUUUAUACUUGGGGAUUAAAUAAUGGACAGCUUGGACACGUCAAAACGCAAGAGGUGAUUACUUCGCCAAAACGAGUUGCUGGACUUUCAUCAUUGGUAGUCAAUUGUGCCUGUAAUGAAUACUGCACUAUCUGUCUUCUUGACAACAAUUCAAUAUGGGUAAUGACACGGUUCACACAAUUUCGUCUACAGGUUAUUGUAGAUACUCCAAGCUCAUCUUUGACAAUAACAGCUCACCCGCAAUCCUCAAAAAAGAAUAUCUAUAAAAAAAUGGUGGUUAACGACACCUUUUUAUGCAUUUUGACCGAACUUGGUGAAGUGAUUAUGGCGGAUAUUCGUCCAUUCAAAGAUCAAGAACCUUUGACGAAGGGAAAGAUUAAGUUCAAAUUGGCUUGGACAUUUCAGAGGGCUCAAAAAGCUGCUAUGGAUAUUGCGCUCGGCAGUAACGACACCUUAUUAUUGUGCACUUUAGAUGGAAGUGCGUGGAAGCGAAUAAAACGUUCGAAGCCAAGAGACGACGUUCAGAGAUUGCAUAAAAGACAAUUCAAAUAUGAACGAGUUGGCGAUAUUCAACGAAUUACUGCAGUUCGUUCUAAUUCACACAAUUCUUUCUUCGUCCUCCGAAGCGACUAUCGUGUCGAUCCCAUACCCCAGGAUGUUCCGUCUGUUGAUUCCGUGCUGUUUAACUAUUUUCCUGAACAGUUACGUAUGAUAGCUGGCAGAGAAGGAACAACGAAUGACAGCAAUGAUACCCUUUCUAAAGAGCAGCUCUGUCUCUUAUUAUCAAAAAUAGAACUUCCCCAUACAGAUACGGUGGUAAAAACAGACACCUUUUCUAUGCAUUGUCAUAGAGCAAUUCUUGCGACAAGGUCAAGCCCACUAGCGGAUCUUUUAUCAAACUCUCAAGAAUUGAUGGAUGGAAUUGUAUUAAACCAUCACUCAAAUGGACAAUGGGAAUUGACUUUAACUGGUUUCUCUGACGUGGCUAUCGCCAUCAUUCUAGUCUACCUGUAUACGGACGUGCUACUUGUUUCAUUUUUGUCUGAUAAAGAAAACACGGAAACCAAAAAUGCUGUUCUUUCUUUAGCGCGCGCGCUAAAAUUAAGCAAAUUAGAAGAUGUUUUACAAUAUACGUUUGUCCGACAACCCCCCUCUUCGUUUUUACAGAAUUUGAUGGAGUUUAAAAGAAAUACUCCGCUUUUUGAAAGUACUGCAGAUAUUGUCGUGAGUGCUUCUGACAAAAACCUUUACUGCCAUAAAGUUUUUCUUAAUGGCAUGAGUGGAUUUUUUGCUUCGGUUAUGCAAUUCAAAAAGUUGCAAGAUAAUAGUCCAUCAGGAAUCCAAAAGGUUUCUGUCAUGGAUACACAAUCGGAACUUAUGCGCCGAACUAUUAAUUCUGUUUAUGAUCCACAUGGAUCGUAUCUUUCCUCCUGGGAGGGAGUCGAAACAAUUGACGAAUGGUUACAUCUCAUAUACAAGCUUUUUUUAGUGGCCGACGAAUUCUUGUUUUUCCGUUUAAGAAAAGAGAUAGCGAUUUUUCUUUUGCGUUUCCUCAAUCUUAAAACCUUACCAGAACUUAUGGUUUUUGCUAAGGACUUUCACAUCGACGCACUUUAUGCACGUUGUGUUGAUUAUGCCUGUUAUAACAUACAGUAUUACUUGGAGGGUAAUAAACUUUGCCAGUUGGAAAAUCAACACAUUUCGGCUAUAACAAAAAAGAUUAAAGAAUUGCAACUAUCCUCUUCACCUAAUUUACGCUCUAAUGCUGUCUUGAAUCGCAUGACCAUAAAGUAUCCCAUUCUUGGAGACACUCAAAAAUUCAGUAAGAGGAUUUUGAUUGAGUUCUUUCUUUCCGAUGAAGAGGGAGUAUUUUGGCCUUCUAUUAAGCGUGUUCAAGGAACAAUGAAAGUGCCAAUGGAUACAAUGCAUGAUGAAAUGCAUAAAAGCCCUCGUAGGAAAUCUCUUGCUGAACCUUCAGUGGAAACUACUUCUGUUAGAGUGGUGUCUGAUCAAUCCGCAAGUUCCCCAAGGCAACCUGCGAAUAUGAAAGCCUCAACUUUUUUUGGACCCGGUUCUUCUUCACUUCCGACAGUAGCUGAAGCUCCUUCAACACCAGACAUUACUAAAACAACUAAGAAGCUAGCAGAGUUAUCUUUUGGAUCUCCUCAAGAUGUGGAUGUUUCUUCGGCUAGGCAAGAAAGAAAGCGUUGGUCUUCAGAAACAACAGUACAGACUCCUAAAGUCAGUCUUUCAUCGUUGAUGACUUCAGCUAAGCAGAGUGACUCCGUGAAAUCUCCACCUGCCUUUACGCCUCUGAAACAACCUAUACUUAAAAAGUCGCAAAAGGAAAAGCAUAGGGACAAGCACAAGCAACAGCAAUCGGCGAACUCUUCAAUGCUACAACAACAGAAACUGUCUUCAACGCCCUCCUCAUCACCAGCUUCGACACAAAAGCCAAAGGCAUGGUCAACAACACCAAAGUCAUCGGUGAAAAAGGGUGAUUCAUUACGGGAUCUGUUGCGACGAGAGCAAGCUCUUAGUUCCUCGUUUAGCAGCGUCUCUCCAUCUCGUUCAACCCCUUCUAAGGUUUUUAGUCCGUCGCCUGUGUGGCGUAAAAAUUCUGUUUCUCCAUUGGCUUCACCUUCUUCUUCAAUUCCUUUGAAAAGUCCUGGGAGGGCUACUUCAUUGACUGAAAUUAUGCUUGAGCAACAACUCGAGUUGGAAGAAGAGCGUACCAAAAAAAUGAACCGCAAGAGCAUAAAAGAGAUCCAACAGGAAGAAGAAUUUCAACAAUGGUGGGAACGUGAAAGUGCUCGUUACCAACAACAAAUGGCAUUGGAGCAACAAGCGGAAGAAACUGCAAUAAAAGCUUCAAUGAAACCAAAAAAAGGUAAGAAUUCUCGACGUCGUUCUUCAACAACGCAGAGACAACCACCGAGCUCAAUUACUCAAACGGCACCCAUUACUAUUCGUAAGAAAAAUGACCGUAAGUAA
This is a messenger RNA of Schizosaccharomyces japonicus yFS275, 3951 nucleotides long. RefSeq names its product BTB/POZ domain-containing protein Btb1. The coding region runs from base 1 to 3951 and encodes 1316 amino acids. The transcript has a single exon. Gene Ontology annotation, cellular component: ubiquitin ligase complex. NCBI's taxonomy places the organism in Eukaryota, Fungi, Ascomycota, Schizosaccharomycetes, Schizosaccharomycetales, Schizosaccharomycetaceae. The record is from RefSeq and is a predicted model, not a curated record.